Epinephelus moara (kelp grouper) is the source of this 4010-nucleotide messenger RNA. It is a transcript of the gene rps6ka3b, whose product is annotated as ribosomal protein S6 kinase, polypeptide 3b. Lineage: Eukaryota; Metazoa; Chordata; Actinopteri; Perciformes; Serranidae. The record is from RefSeq and is a predicted model, not a curated record. Gene Ontology annotation, molecular function: ribosomal protein S6 kinase activity; magnesium ion binding; ATP binding. Gene Ontology annotation, biological process: intracellular signal transduction; protein phosphorylation. The coding region runs from base 464 to 2668 and encodes 734 amino acids. The transcript is spliced from 22 exons.
GAAACAACGGAAGUGAGUGAGUGAGAAAGAGAGAGAGAGAGAAAAACAGAUAGAGCGAUAUCUGAGCGUGUGUGUGUGUGUGUGUGUGUGUGUGUGUAUGUGUAUGUGUGCGUGUUGAGUCAAUCAGUUUCCGAAAAAGGGCGUCCUCCUCACUGCUUUCUCUCAUGUUUGUCUACCCGGAGGAAGGGGCGGUCUCAGCGCCGCAGCAGAUCCGGAAUUAGAAGGUGCUCGCUCGGCUUGGCUCGACUCGGUCGUUCGGUGGGCUCCGCGGGCGGUUCGGUUCCACAGGAGAGGCAGAGGAAACAGAACUAGCUUAAAAGCAUUUUCAAGAAAAGAAACAGAGGGACGGGAAGAGAGAAGCCGGGUGGACUGAAAGUGUCGACCGAGGCAGGGACGACGAACCGGGGCAGAAAAGAGGACUAAAAAAAAGAAGAAAGAAAAGUAGCAGAAGAAGGAGGAAAAGAUGCCUCUGGCUCAGUUGGCGGAUCCCUGGCAGAAGAUGCCUCUGGGGGGGACGGUCGGAGAGGACGCACAACAAGAUCCUGAGGACUCUGUGGGCGAUGACGACUCCAUGCCUGCCUGCACCGAUGACGUGCCAAUCAAGGAGAUCAGCAUCACUCAUCACGUGAAGGAGGGAUCAGAGAAGGCCGACCCACGACAAUUCGAGCUCCGCAAAGUCCUGGGACAAGGCUCGUUCGGCAAGGUGUUUCUGGUGAGGAAGAUCACAGGGCCAGAUGCGGGUCAACUAUACGCCAUGAAGGUCCUGAAGAAAGCCACACUGAAAGUGCGUGACCGGGUCAGGACAAAGAUGGAGAGAGACAUCCUGGUGGAGGUCAACCAUCCCUUCAUCGUCAAACUGCACUACGCGUUUCAGACGGAGGGGAAGCUCUACCUGAUCCUGGACUUCCUCAGAGGAGGAGAUCUUUUCACACGUCUCUCUAAGGAGGUGAUGUUCACAGAGGAGGACGUCAAGUUUUACCUGGCAGAGCUAGCACUAGCCCUCGAUCACCUUCACGGCCUGGGCAUCAUUUACAGAGACCUCAAACCAGAGAACAUUCUGCUCGAUGAGGAGGGACACAUCAAGCUGACUGACUUUGGCCUCAGUAAGGAGUCAAUAGACCACGAGAACAAGGCCUACUCCUUCUGUGGGACGGUGGAGUACAUGGCUCCCGAGGUGGUGAACAGGCGAGGACACACCCACAGCGCCGACUGGUGGUCGUAUGGUGUGCUCAUGUUCGAGAUGCUGACGGGAACGCUGCCGUUUCAAGGCAAAGACCGGAAAGAGACGAUGACCAUGAUCCUCAAGGCCAAGUUGGGAAUGCCACAGUUUUUGAGUUCAGAAGCUCAGAGUCUCCUCAGGAACCUUUUCAAACGCAACCCUGCCAACAGAUUAGGAGCUGGACCAGACGGUGUGGAGGAGAUCAAGAGGCAUCAGUUCUUCAGCACUAUCGACUGGAACAAACUCUUCCGCAGAGAGAUCCCCCCUCCAUUCAAACCAGCUGCAGGACGACCUGAUGACACUUUCUAUUUUGAUCCAGAGUUCACAGCUAAAACACCCAGAGACUCUCCAGGGGUUCCUCCCAGUGCCAACGCCCAUCAGCUAUUCAGGGGAUUCAGUUUUGUGGCCAUAACAGAAGAGGACACACAACCAUUACCCAGUACUAUUGUACAGCAGCUGCACAGAAGCACAUCCCAGUUCUCAGAUGCCUAUGAGAUCAAAGAGGACAUCGGUGUCGGAUCUUACUCCAUCUGUAAGCGCUGCAUACACAAAGGAACUGGCAUGGAGUACGCAGUUAAGAUCAUCAACAAGUCCAAGAGAGACCCGACGGAAGAGGUGGAGAUCCUGCUGAGAUAUGGACAACAUCCCAACAUCAUCACCCUCAAAGACGUGUAUGACGACGGCCGGUCAGUGUUCUUGGUGACAGAGCUGAUGAAAGGAGGUGAGCUGCUGGACAAAAUCCUCCGUCAGAAGUUUUUCUCUGAGAGAGAAGCCAGCGCAGUUCUCUACACCAUCACCAAGACGGUGGAGUACCUGCAUGUACAGGGGGUGGUGCACAGAGACCUGAAGCCCAGUAACAUCCUCUAUGUGGAUGAGAGCGGGAAUGCCGAGUCCAUCAGGAUCUGCGACUUUGGUUUCGCCAAACAGCUGAGAGCAGAGAACGGUCUGCUCAUGACACCGUGUUACACCGCCAACUUUGUUGCACCUGAGGUGUUGAAGAAGCAGGGUUACGAUGCAGCAUGUGACAUCUGGAGUCUUGGAGUCCUGCUCUACACAAUGCUAACAGGUUUUACUCCCUUUGCUAACGGUCCAGAGGACACGCCGGAGGAGAUUUUAGCUCGCAUCGGCAGCGGGAAGUUCUCGCUCAGUGGAGGAUACUGGAACUCUGUCUCUGCUGAGGCUAAGGACCUGGUAUCCAAGAUGCUGCAUGUCGACCCUCACCGGCGGCUGACAGCGGGUCAGGUGCUCCGACAUCCCUGGGUGACACACCGAGACCAGCUGCCCAAAUACACCCUCAACAGACAGGACGCACCGCAACGGGUCAAGGGUGCGAUGGCAGCCACCUACUCGGCCCUCAACAGGAACGUCCCCCCAGUGCUGGAGCCAGUGGGCUGCUCCACUCUGGCCCAGCGGAGGGGGAUGAAGAAGAUCACCUCCACCGCUCUGUGACCUUUAACCUCCAUCACUUCCUCCCCUCAACUCUGACCUCGAUCUGACCUCUGCCGGACCCUCCUCUUCCUCUUCUCCUCUUCCUUCUCUCUCUGCUCCGGUCAGGAGGGACAGACUACUGAUGGACCCAGGAACUGCUAACGCCAAAUAGGAACACACCGCCCUGCCCCUGCCCACUGUCCUGCAACAUAACAAACUCCUCUGACUGGCUGGUUGUUUCUCAGCUUCAGCAUCACUGAUCGACAGCCGGACUGUGCUGUCAGGAAAACCUGUUCCUGUCUUUGCUUCGGACAAUCAGCGCCGCCUCGUAGACCCGGACACCGAGCGCGCUUCAGGAAAAUAAAAGUACUGUAUUUAUUUACUUUAAAUGGGGAAAUCUGAACAUAGGAACGUGGUAAUCUAAUGUAUGCAUUUAAAGAGCUAGGAUUAUUGCUAUUAUACUGUCGUCAUGGUUCUGUGUAGCUGUUGAUCCUGUAUUUAAACCUCAAGUAGCCUCUGAGAUCACGGCGUCUACAGAGAAGGACAGAAGAAGUGAAUCAAUGUUUGAGUUCAGAGUAGCCGCCGCCUCAAAAAUCCAGAUUUAGGAAAGGGGAAUUCUGACAACAACAGAGGUAUUUACUCAUAUUUACGCUCUGACUUGAUGAUUUUAGGUAUGAGACUCUCUGUAAUUCAGUAUUUUACCUUCAGAAGAACAAAAAUCUAAAUAUUGCAUCUCAACCUUCAGUUUUUUUUAAUUUUUAAAGUGAAACAGUUUGCUUAUAAAUGUGUCACUUAAUUUUGGGAAUGCAGUCAAGCUUUUGACCUGAGGUUUUACAUAAACUUAAAGGAAAAGGCUGACAAUAUUCAUGGGAUUUGAUGACAGGAAGAAAAAUAUCACCAGGUUUAUCUUUUUAAAAACCCUGAAGUGGAUGGAUUCCUCCCUGAGAUAUACAGGACUUUCACCUUCUGUGUGAGAGAAAAUCCACAUAACUCAUUAUGUACAUAACUUGUUUCUCACCUGUUCACUCUCUUCAAAACUAGUCAGAAAAUGAUAAUCUGAGUAAUAAAUGAGGAGGAAAAAAAGAUUCUGCCUUUAUGAUAUAUUAUUGUUUGUUUUAAAGCUGCACAAGGGAACUUUGCAUUAUUGGCGCCCACUGGUGGCAAAACAAGGGUUGAAAUAUGAAGCACUUUUGUAAAAUUAUGCAAAGUGAAAGAGUAAGCUGCACACUCUGGACUGACUGUGCUCUUUCAUUUAACUCAUUAUUAUUAUUGACUUUAGUUGUUCUUUUAUCUCAGACAUGUCAGGAUGUUACAUACCUUGACAUGUUUUGGCAGAAACUUCCGCCUUCCUCAGAAGUGUCAC